This is a messenger RNA of Volvox carteri f. nagariensis, 2934 nucleotides long. RefSeq lists its product as uncharacterized. Gene Ontology annotation, cellular component: cytoplasm; Cul4-RING E3 ubiquitin ligase complex. Gene Ontology annotation, molecular function: protein binding. NCBI's taxonomy places the organism in Eukaryota, Viridiplantae, Chlorophyta, Chlorophyceae, Chlamydomonadales, Volvocaceae. The transcript has 17 exons. Gene Ontology annotation, biological process: negative regulation of fatty acid biosynthetic process. Bases 1 to 2934 code for a protein of 977 amino acids. The record is from RefSeq and is a predicted model, not a curated record.
AUGCCCGUGGCCCCAGCAGGAAUGCAUCGGCUCCUCCUGGCCAGGGAGAGGGGUGUUGCGGGCUCCCAGGAUGCUCUUGCUUUUAAGCGGAGCCUUCACUUCCCUGUUCACUAUGCCAGCAAGCUGAGUGUCGAGCACACCUAUGAGGGACACAAUGGUUGCGUCAACCGCUUGGGGUGGAACGCAGAUGGAUCUCUACUCGUGUCUGGCUCUGACGAUCGGCGGGCGAUCAUUUGGCACUACCCCGACGUGGAUCGGCCCCCCUUGGCGCUAUCCACCGAACACCGGCUCAACAUCUUCGGAGUCCAAUUCCUGCCGUGUACGGGAGACCGCCGUAUCGUCACCGGAGCCAUGGACAAUACCGUACAGCUGCACGACAUGGAAGCGUCGCCGAUGUCGGCGGCGGCAGCGGCACGUGCAGUCGGCCGGCAGGGCGCCGCGGGAUCGCGGGCUGGGGACCAUGUCCUGCGGCGGCGAGUGGCGGCGGCGAAUGUGCGUUUGGUGGUGCCGAGGACCAAGGUGUAUUUGUCACACCGGGAUCGUGUCAAGGACGUCAAAGUGGAGCCCAUGAAUCCUCACAACUUUUGGUCAUGCGGCGAGGAUGGCGUUGUACGGCAGUUCGACACACGUCUGCCCAAUCAGGAUAGCUUUGAGAGCCCGACGGUGCUGUUGCAGGUGUACGGCAAGCGCGAGGUCGUACAAGUCAAGAGUCUCGACAUCAACAAGGCUCACCCGCACCUGGUAGCCGUCGCCGGCAGCGACGUGUACAUCCGUCUGUACGACAGGCGGAAGCUGAGCACCUGCACCUGGAAGGGGGGUGCGGACACGGCGGCUCUGAUGCGGCUGGCUCCCCCGCACUUACCCCUGGGGGCGGCUACCCGCCCCACUCGGGCGCACGCUACCUACGUGUCCUUCUCUAACCGGGGUGAUAAGGUGGUCACCAGCUACCACGCGGACCACGCCUACUGCUUCGACAUCACCUCAGCGGGUGACCUGGCCGCGCGCUUCCCUCAGCCACCCGCCCCCGCCCCCGGCCCCUCGUCCGCCUCCAUACCCAUAUCGACACCCAUACCGGCACACGCAUCCAGCCGGCCGCUGCCUGGUCGGCUGUUUAUGCGGGGGGGAGGACGAGGAGGUUGCUGGGGUGGUGGUGGGGGUGGGGGUGGUGGCGGUGUUUUGGCGGCGUCGUGGGGGGCGAUGCCGAAGGAGGAGGAUCAGGACGCGGAGGAGGAGGAGAAGACGGCCGCGUUUGGGAGAAGUGGAGGUGCUGCUGGAGAGGCGCUGUUGGAACGGGGCUGGGCGGGCGACGCCGCACUGGCACUUCGGGACUGCGACACGGCCACGUCACUGGACGAGAGCUACAGCCGGGCCUUCCUGGGUCGCAUCCAGGCGCUGCAAGUGCUACAGCAAUACCAGAACAAGCUCUCCCACCUGACGAAGCAGCUCAGGUCGGCCGUGGAGGAGCGCAGGAAGUGGUUCCUGGCGCGGAGGCAGCAGCAGCAGCGACGGAGGAGGCAGCGGGCGGCGGCGAGGGCUCUGACACGGACACCUAGAAGGACGACGGCGGCAGCUCGUACAUUUCCGCCGCCGCCGCCGCCGCAAGCGCGACAAGACUCUGAGCCACAGCCGGCAACGGCCGACGCCGCUGACAAUCCCGCCGCCACCGCUGCCGCCGCCAACCGAAUACCCGUACAGCGGCGCGCUGGCGUGUGGAAGAACCGGGUCGGGGGCCGCGGCGGCGGCGAUGACGAAACGGCGGAUGGCGGCUUGGAGGACGUGUGUCUGGCGGAUGCCGAGGGUGGUGCGGCGGCGGAAGACUGCAUGGUGACGGAAGGGACGGAAGCGACGGAGGCGGCGGAGGCGACGGAGGCGACGGAGAGGACGGAGAGGACGGAGGCGACGGAGAGGACGGAGAGGACGGAGGCGACGGGGGUGGUGGACGGCACCAGGAUUGGUUCGAUGGACGAUGAUGGUGGUGAUGAUGAUGAUGAUGACGAUGAUCCGUCAGACGACGACGAAGGGGAGGACGAGGUGGCGGCAGCUGAUACGGCGCGGGGGCUGCUGGACAGCCGGUCCGACAUCGAGUACGACAGCGAUUCGGAUUGUGGGGGGCAGCGGUACGGCAGCAGCCAGGUGGAUUUGACAGCUACGGCUACAGCUUCAGUACGGCACAUGCCUGGGGGGGCUUGGUAUGGCAGUGCUGGUGGACGGAGGAUGCUUCAGAGAUACGUUGGGCAAUGCAAUGUGCAGACCGACAUCAAGGAGGUCAACUUCAUUGGCUGCGAUGACCGGGUGGUAGCGGCAGGCAGCGAUUGUGGCAGGGUGUUUUUGUACGAUGCCGACACGGGUGCCGUACUGCGGGCCCUAGCAGCGGAUGAGGACGUCGCCAACUGUGUGCAGUGCCACCCCACGUUGCCUGUUUUGGCCACCAGCGGUAUCGAGAACGUCAUCCGGCUGUGGUCCCCGCGAGACGCCCCUCCAGCGGCUGAGGCGGUUCCGGAGCUGGAGCAGGAGCUGAGGUCCGUGGUGGACGGGAACCAGGAGCGCAUGAACGAGGGGCCCUCCGUGUUCAGGCCCUCCGCAUUGCAAGACGCGCUGCAAGAGAACCCCCAGCUUUUGCAUCUCUUCCUGAAUCAGCUGUACGGCAACUUCGCGGCGGCUCGGCGCGGCGGACCCGCGGGUCAGACGGGAAGUGGCGGCAGCGGCGGCGGGGGGGAUGGUCAAGGCACCGGAAUGGGCGGGGGGAACGAAGGGGAGGGGGACGAGCGUCCCUUCAUUGUCGCUCGCCGGGUCUGUCGGGUCCAGUACUCUGGCCAGUCGGUCCCAGGCCGCCUGCCAGGGGGCCUUAUCCUGGAGGGCUCGCAUCAGCAGCUGCCGGCUCUGCCACACCGGACGGCACCAGCCGCUGCCGUCCUCGUAGUAGCCGUACAUUGA